Messenger RNA from Larimichthys crocea (large yellow croaker), 2459 nucleotides. It is a transcript of the gene rab10, whose product is annotated as RAB10, member RAS oncogene family. The coding region runs from base 700 to 1305 and encodes 201 amino acids. Lineage: Eukaryota; Metazoa; Chordata; Actinopteri; Sciaenidae. The record is from RefSeq and is a predicted model, not a curated record. Gene Ontology annotation, molecular function: GTP binding; GTPase activity. The transcript has 6 exons.
GGUGGCUCCCAUUCGAAGGCGACGGCGGUCGUCUGUAUAUUUCGGUUUAAUCUCUCCAGAAAGAAAAAAAAAACAGAGCGAUAUAAACUCCGAGCUUCACACUUUUCUUUUUUUUUUAAAAAAAACGAAAAAAAAGAUUUGUUUUUUUUUCCUCCCCUUCCUCUCCUCUUCCUCUCAGCUUCUUCUCCGGUCGAGCUUGUGUGACAGAGCACUGGAAUGACGGGGUGUGCCGAGAAUUUGAAUUAGCUUUGCCGUUAGUUUGAAGAAAGAGUGAGAGAGAGAGAGAGUGAGUGAGGGAGUGAGAGAGAGAGAGAGAGAGAGAAGCCAUUUUGUCCCGACUGUGUGGGAGAAAAGAAAGAGUGGAAAAGAGGAAUCACACGGGAGGAAGAUCCUAUUUUUUUUGCUUUCUGUUCUCAUGCUGUAGAGAGGCUGAAACUAGUCCGGCUUCGGGGAUUUAAAACUUCUCGGACAUUGUCGGUUUUGGUAUUUUAGCCAACUAGCUCGCCGAGCUAAUCAACAAAUCCCCAGAUUGUUAAGAAGAAGAAGAAGAAGAAGAAGAAGGGGGUCGGCUUGGCUUGAAGGGAGCUGGCUUUAGACUUCUUCUUCUACAUUAGACGUGCUUUAGGUUAUUAGCUUUUUUUUUGUUUGUUUUGUUUUUGUUUUUUUUGUAUCUCGGAACACACGCUUUGUUUUUUCCCAAUGGCGAAGAAGACGUACGACUUGCUGUUCAAGCUGCUUCUGAUCGGAGACUCGGGCGUGGGGAAGACCUGUGUGCUGUUCCGCUUCUCUGACGACGCCUUCAACACAACCUUCAUCUCCACCAUAGGAAUAGACUUCAAGAUCAAAACAGUUGAAUUACAAGGAAAGAAGAUCAAACUACAGAUCUGGGACACAGCGGGCCAGGAACGGUUCCACACCAUCACCACCUCCUACUACAGAGGAGCCAUGGGCAUCAUGCUGGUCUACGACAUCACCAACGCCAAGAGCUUCGAAAACAUCAGCAAAUGGCUGCGCAACAUUGAUGAGCAUGCAAAUGAGGACGUCGAGAGGAUGCUGCUAGGCAACAAGUGUGACAUGGAGGACAAGAGGGUCGUACCAAAAGCCAAGGGGGAGCAGAUCGCGAGGGAGCACGGCAUUAGGUUUUUUGAGACGAGUGCUAAGGCCAACAUCAACAUCGAGAAGGCUUUCCUCACGUUAGCAGAAGACAUCCUGAGAAAGACGCCUGUAAAAGAGCCCAACAGUGAAAACGUCGACAUCAGCAGUGGAAGUGGAGUCACAGGCUGGAAGAGCAAGUGCUGCAGUUGAACAACUCCUCUGUCUCACUCACACUAACGCACACAAACACAGACAAACACACACAAACACACACACACACACACACACACACACACAUUCUGUCUGUCUCUCUCUCUAACUGCUAACUCUGUCUCGCUCUCUAACCUGUCUCAUGAGUUUUCUUGCACACUGACACUCUGUCUCUUUAUCAGAAUAAAAAAAAACAAAAAACAAUAAACCACUUCACUUGUCUAAUACCCCCCCUCCACCCCCCACCUCCAUCCCACCCAACCCCACCUCCUCCUCCUCCCUCAACACCACCGUAUUCUUCCACGCUCCAUCUGAUGAUAAUUUUUAUUUCUGAUAAAAAGAGAAAUCCAGUCACGUUUCUUGUCAUUUGUUUUAAAAGUUGUAAAAAAAAAAAGAGAGAAAAAAAAAGAAGAAGAAAAAAAAAUGUGAAAAGACAAGCUCAUAUUUUUAAUAUUUCCUUUGCCUGAGCUCACCUGGUUGGACACCCUCACCCACCCUUAACUCUCCCCACCCACCCACCUACCUGUUCACAGCACUCACCUUCAGUCAGAGGAAAUCGAAAUAAAAGAAAAUCACAACAAAAAAAAAAGUCAAAUGUAGGAUUAACAUUUUGUACACUUAGUGGGGUUUUCUGUUGUCUAACCGUAUUUGGUCAUUUACAAUUUGUUACCAAGUGACAGAGGUGUGGCUAGCUCCUUUUGUAUGUGGGGGUUUAUUUUGUCCUGUGCCUUAUAUGGAAGACAGGGGGGCGGGGCUGUGUGGUGGGCGGAGCCACAUCCAACCAAUGAAAUUACAGAUUAAUAUUCUGUCGGUUGCGGCUCCGGACAGGAGGACGCGGCGUCGAAGCAGAAGCGUUUGAAUUUCUCCUCCAGCCAAGAGAACGGCAUUAUACAGUAUGUCCUGUUUAUUGAUGUUUUUGUUUUUAUCUGUAUGAUUUAUUUUACUUUUUUUUUUUUUUUCUUUUUCCCUUUUUUGGGUUGAAUUUUUUUUUUUUUGUUCCUGCAUGCAGAUAUUUCUUUGGGUUGGAAGCGUUUCUGUAACGUUGUGUAACGUUUGCCACUCGGUAACUGUGGGCGGGAGGUACAGAAGUUCUCUUCUUUGGAAAUUCAAACAGUUUUUUGCAGAUCCAUUAAAAAUAAGCUUGUUUAAGUUAA